GUGAACAGGAGAGUUAUGUUGCAGGAGAAAAUGUGAUUGAAUUGCUUUCAUACUGAAGUGAAAUCGCACCAACAGACUACACAAUUCAAUAUGGCGGCGGCUUAUCACGAUGACGAUUCAAGAAGUAAUGGUACCUCACGUGACGUCACCAAUGCAUUGGAGGUUCUAUCAGAGGAGGAGAACAAAGAUUUCCAGGACUUCAGGAAAAGUUUGGGAAUCGUUGGAAGUUUCACCAAGCAGAUGGUCAAACUUGCCAUUGACCAAUUGAAGCCCGAAUUUGAGCGGAUGGCAGAACAAGCUGCAGAUCGAGCGAUGGACUCCAAGUCGGCGAAGGUCAAGGAACUUCAGGAUGAGCUCAACAGGCGGGAACGCGACGUGAAACAAAUGAAACUGGAGAAAAAGAUCUUACAGGCGAAACUGGAGAAGGAGUUGGGUAAUAGAGACAUCAUUGAGGUAGUAGAUACUAAAGAGAAGGACAUAAAACGGAUGGAAGUCGAGAUUAACAGCCUCAAAAGCAAGCUGAAAAGGAAAGCAGACGAGCUUAAAAAAGAGCGGGAAAAGUCGACAGAUGGAGAAAAUACGCGAAUGGAGAUUCAGAAAACACUUCAGUCGGAGAUAGAUCGUCUGAAAAAAGACCUUGACAAGGUUAAAGGUCUUCUUGGACAAAUUCGAUCAGCGAAAAACGUCGGAGACGAGGAGACGCGUAAGUUACGCGAACGUGAACGUCAACUUCAUGAGGAAAUCGAGGACUUGAGAAAACAACAGCCAAAGCUUCGUAGGAAGACAACGCGUUAAAUAGGACAUGUGCACCGCUAUUUUUAUCCCUAUUAUGUAUAAGACAAACAUCUGAUCCGUCAGAAGACCAAGCUCUUUGUCAAGUGAUGGAAUCAUGUUAAACUAAACUAUUCCUUGUCAACGCCAAUACACCAAUUGUCUUCAUGAACAGUUGUAGAAUAACGUCCAAAUGUGCUUUAAGGCUUAUUGUAUAAUAAACGUGACUUUCCGAGCACUCGUAAUGGUGUGGGUAGGUUGGAUCUGAAAGUCAGGAGGAACUUCAUGGAAGAAAGAAAUUGAUUUCGAAUGGGAAGCUUUGUUGAUGGCCUUGAUAUCAAAAGUUAAUCGAAAUCCAUUCCAAAAGCUAACAAACAGAACACUAACGAACAAUUAUUCUAGUUGUCGUCGCACCGUCGUUCGUGUGAUUGUGAUAUCGUACAGAAGCUAUGGGAAGUGCUGCUCCGAUAUAUCUUGAUCAUGUCAAUACUGCGGUGGAAGUGAGGAGUCCACUUCCAAUUUGUUUUUACGGGUUUUUCGAGUAACUUUUUGUGAUGAACCUUUUAUGGUUAUGAUAUACGUUACGUGGGACUCAUCCAUUUGUUAUAUAAUGUAUCAAUAUGUCGUAUUCGCUUAAAAUGUUAUAGACGUACAAACAUAUAUGUAUCAAUUUUUGUCUAGAAACAAUGAGAAAUGGUUAGAAUUAGUGCCGUCACUGAGAUCAUUAAUUAUUUCGAGUCUCAGGCAGGGUACGAUUAGUGAAAUGAUCUCCCUUGUUAAUUACUUAAGUCACAUUAAUUGGUCAGAAGGUUUAAUAAUGUUUGCUACUUUGCUGUGAUAAUAUCUUCCUUUCCUUAAGAGUUCCAAACUAGAGACGUAUAUAUUACUAUAAACGUCUCUGAUCUGAGGCUGCUGUAUUUAGAAUGAAUGGUGAAUUUGAAUGGUGUGUGCAUACGAUAAACUAUUUGAUUUUAUGAAUGGUACAUUUGGAUACGGUUAUAUAGUUGAUGUAACUUAAGAACGGUACAUAGUUAGUUAUGUACUAAUGACACGUCGGUAAAGAUCAAUAAUUAUGGCUAAUGGUACUAAUUUUAAAAUAUAAGGGAGGUAACUCUUAGAUAAAUUAUGGGUUUAAUAUGUAGGGUUGCAUAAACUCUUAAGAUUACAUGCUGUCGUAACUGUACUGUGCACCAUAUACAUGUAAAAAUAUAAAAAAUAAAUAAAACGCAGAAUAGAUUGUAUGUUGUGCAUGUAAACUGGUAUUUCAGAAAAAUAAAAUAUCUGAAACCCGAGAAAAAAUUAUACUUUUGGAGAGUUUACAAAAUCCUUCUAUCUUAAGCUGAAGUAUAUUAGCUCUAUAUAUUACUCAUACAUGUGUCUGCAGCAAAACCCAGUUAAAAUUGUAUACCUCACCCUUGUCAUAAAAAAGGUCGGACCAAUUCAAUGUGCAUUUCAAUGUCUGACUUAGCAGAUGCACUCUUUAACCAAUAAACAGAGCCAGCAAUAUUGAUUAGGUUAUCAAUACUAACAGGGGUUUUAUAGAAACAUAUAUUUCUAAGUUUAUUUCGUUAUCCCGUAUAAGAGAACGUGAAAAACAACUUUGUUCGUACCUGAUGAUUUCGUGCAUUAUUUCACUGUUAAAACAGCUUUCAUCUAUUUAUACUAUCUAUAAUGUCUUGAAAAAUAGUGACCGUAUGAUCAGUACAGCGAAAAUAAAAAAAUACCACUUUUUAUCAAUCAUUAUUUGCUGAAAACCCCCCAAAAAAACAACUCUGUCUUGUAGUGUAAUCAAUAAGAAAGCAAUGAUGAGGAAAAUGAUAUAAUGAUUGAUCCAGUAACUAAACAACCAAUGCUCGUACUUUCAUUUUCAGAAAUUAAUGUCAAAACACAUCCACCUCACAGUAACCAUUUCCUAAGACACGUCGGUAAUAAAGAGGAAUAUCACUGUAGUAUUGAUGGACAUUUUCAUCCUUCCUUAUGUUCGUGCAUAUAUACUUAGUACUGCUAAUGACAAUGGUGUAUCAACAAAGUUUAAUAAACG
This is a messenger RNA of Mizuhopecten yessoensis (Yesso scallop), 2812 nucleotides long. Its product is annotated as putative golgin subfamily A member 6-like protein 3. The transcript is spliced from 4 exons. NCBI's taxonomy places the organism in Eukaryota, Metazoa, Mollusca, Bivalvia, Pectinida, Pectinidae. Bases 91 to 795 code for a protein of 234 amino acids. The record is from RefSeq and is a predicted model, not a curated record.